Aspergillus bombycis is the source of this 1263-nucleotide messenger RNA. Its product is annotated as Ygr210 GTPase family protein. The record is from RefSeq and is a predicted model, not a curated record. The transcript is spliced from 9 exons. Gene Ontology annotation, cellular component: cytoplasm. The coding region runs from base 1 to 1263 and encodes 420 amino acids. Lineage: Eukaryota; Fungi; Ascomycota; Eurotiomycetes; Eurotiales; Aspergillaceae. Gene Ontology annotation, molecular function: GTP binding; ATP hydrolysis activity.
AUGUCUCCUGAUGCCUACCCAGCAGCAUGCACCAUCACCACAACUCGACAUACCGCAAUCCCAGUCAGUGGCAUGAUCACAACUUCCCGCACAGAAGGUUGCAGUUCCGCUCCAGAGGCAGUCUCCUUUUUCACUACAAUCGAUCCUCAGCGCGCCAUUGGCUAUCUCCAAAUAGAAUGUGCAUGCCAGCGAUAUGGUGUGUCGGAUAAGUGCAAACCGAAUUAUGGAGGCUGUAUAGAAGGAAGACGCUCUGUUCCCAUUGAGCUCUUGGAUGUUGCAGGUCUCGUUCCAGGCGCGCAUCAAGGCCGAGGGCUGGGCAACAAGUUCUUGGAUGAUUUGCGUCAUGCAGAUGCCUUGAUCCACGUGGUUGAUGUUAGCGGAACCACAGAUGCAGAAGGGAAAGCAACUCGAGGUUACGAUCCUUCACAAGAUAUUGAAUGGUUACAUUCCGAGAUUGUGCGCUGGGUCUUAGGAAAUUUGAUGCAAAGAUGGGGAUCCAUCAAGAGGAGACAUAUGGCCAUAAAGGCGACGGCCGUGGACACCUUACAGGGGCAGUUCUCCGGUUAUGGAAGUACGUCAACGAUUGUUGCACGCUGCUUAGAUCGGAUAGGCUUGAAGGAGCCGCUUGAAAACUGGUCUGAUGAGACGGUUGAGAAGGUUGUUAAGGCUUUUAUCGAUGAAAAAUUCCCCACAGUCUAUGCUUUAAAUAAAAUCGAUCAUCCCGACGCAGACAAGCAAAAUCGCCAAAAUGCAGGACCUCAGUCCAUUGUUCUCUGCUCCGCAAUAUCAGAAGUGUUCCUUCGGAGGUUAGCGAAACAAAAUUACAUCAAAUACGUUGAAGGAAGCGAAUUUCUAGAUACGCGAGAAGACCUCAUAGACAUGGGCGAAACAGACGGCGGUGGCUUAAAGGAGAUGGAUGAGAAGUUGAAGACCCGUGUCGAAAAUUUGAAAGACAUGGUACUUUAUCGUUUUGGCUCAACUGGAGUUGUGCAAUGUCUUUCGCGUGCCGCAGAGCUCCUGGGUCUGGUGCCAGUCUUCCCAGUGAGGAACGUACACACUUUUGCAUCAGGAGCCGGAAGUGAUGCAGCAUUCCGCGAUUGUGUCCUGGUUAAGAAGGGCACUACGGUUGGCGACGUUGCUAACAAGGUCAUGGGCGAUAUACCGAUCUCCUACAUCGAGGGUGUUGGUGGUAUCCGCGUCUCGGAAGAUGAAAUUGUGCAAGUAGGAAAACAUGAUGUGCUAUCCUUCAAGCCUGGCCGAUAG